Molecule: messenger RNA, 6220 nt
Organism: Malaya genurostris
Lineage: Eukaryota; Metazoa; Arthropoda; Insecta; Diptera; Culicidae
Gene: Appl
Product: amyloid-beta-like protein
Exons: 12
Coding region: 518-2980 (820 amino acids)
Biological process (GO): axonogenesis; central nervous system development
Cellular component (GO): neuronal cell body; neuron projection; membrane
Molecular function (GO): transition metal ion binding; heparin binding
Source: RefSeq, a predicted model, not a curated record
UUCGUCCAGUGCCGAAUUCGUGUUGUAGGGUGAAACAUCAAGUGAACCGACCGACGCAGGCGGUAAAUCAGUUGUGGUCACUAUUUUCCUGCGGGGAGUUUACACUUUUCUCUAGGAGAGGAGACCAGGAGCAAGGGAAACUCAUAGUGUCUCCAGUGUGUGAAUCAUAUCAUCUAGAUCGGAACGCGUGUUAGCAGCAAACAGGAAACGUUGCGGUAGCGGAGGUCAAACGAAAGGAGAACACACAGAUAGAAGGAUUAGCCCAUUGGCACCAGGCAGGAAACUAUUGUAGCAGUUUCCAAGGUGUCCGUGGUUCUUUUUUUUUCGUCACAGACUGGAUGUCCUGAAGUUAUACGUAAGUGGAAGGGUUGAAAAUCUGUAUCGUAAAGGGAAAACAAAGUGGUAAGAAAAUCGAUUUCACGGAUCAAGGAAUCCGAGUAAGAGUGGUUACAGCACAGUUGUGUAGUGACAAAAAGUGUUUCGGUUCGGAGUGAAGUGUUUUAUAACUCGAAGGAAAAUGUUAGCAAGGUGGUCCGCGGUGCUGGCGAUAAUCGUCGUGACAUGGAGUACCACGUAUCAAGUUCAGGCUGCCUCACCGCGAUGGGAACCUCAGAUAUCGGUUCUGUGUGAAGCAGGACAGACAUAUCACCCGCAGUAUCUCUCCGAGGAGGGUAGAUGGGCGACAGAUCUGAGCAUCAAAGUGCCCGGUUCGGCAUGCCUGCGGGACAAAAUGGACCUACUGGAUUACUGUAAAAAGGUGUAUCCAGGACGAGAUAUCACGAACAUCGUUGAGUCGUCCCACUAUCAGAAAAUCGGUGGCUGGUGCCGACAGGGUGCACUAAACGCAGCCAAGUGCAAAGGCGCUCAGCGAUGGAUCAAGCCAUUUAGAUGUUUGGAAGGUCCGUUCCAGUCGGAUGCGCUCCUAGUGCCCGAGGGUUGCCUGUUCGACCACAUCCAUAACGCAUCCCGGUGCUGGCCGUUCGUCAGGUGGAAUCAGACCGGUGCAGCCGCCUGCCAGGACCGCAACAUGCAAAUGCGUAGCUUCGCCAUGCUGCUCCCGUGCGGAAUCUCGCUUUUCUCUGGCGUCGAGUUCGUCUGUUGCCCGAAGCAUUUCAAAGUCCCGAUGAAGGUGAAAAAGACCGACCUCCCGGUGCUGCCCCAGGAUCCCGAAGUAUUACCGGCACUAGACGACACUGACGCGGACAACUCUGAAGACGACGACGAUGAGGAUGACAUCGAUGAUGACGAAGAUGAGGACAUGAUGGGCGAUGAACCGAUUGAAAGCGACGACGACGAAUAUGAUUCUGAGGAGGACUUCGAUGCCGACAAAGAACCGGAUACCGGAUCGGCAGUUUGGGAUACAUUCAGCACCCCGCUGCCUUUUAUGAACUCCAAAGACAAGAAGGAUACCUACACUACCACCAGUACCAGUACUACUGAAAAACAAACUGAACUACCAACCACUCCAAUUACCGCUAUCCCCACACCUGAUCCUUACUUUACGCACUUUGACCCACGCUAUGAGCAUCAGAGUUUCAAGAGUUUGCACACUGAAUUCCAGGAAGCUCAACAGCGACUUGAGGAAAGUCAUCGUGAAAAGGUUACUCGAGUGAUGAAGGACUGGUCCGACUUGGAAGAGAAGUAUCAAGACAUGCGCCUCGCUGAUCCGAAAUCCGCACAAACGUUCAAACAACGUAUGACGGCUCGGUUCCAGACUUCUGUGCAGGCACUUGAAGAGGAGGGCAACUCGGAGAAACAUCAGCUAGCAGCAAUGCACCAGCAGCGAGUGUUGGCUCACAUUAACCAGCGUAAACGUGAAGCUAUGACUUGCUAUACCCAGGCACUAACCGAACAACCACCAAACGCACAUCGUGUUGAAAAGUGUCUGCAAAAACUGCUUAGGGCACUGCACAAGGAUCGGGCCCACGCUCUUUCUCACUACCGUCAUCUGCUGGGAUCAGGAGGAACUGGAGGAUUAGAAGCAGCUGCGUCUGAGAGACCACGUACCCUUGAGCGUCUGGUUGACAUUGACCGUGCAGUAAAUCAAUCAAUGGCUAUGCUUAAACGUUAUCCAGAGCUCUCAACAAAACUGUCCCAGUUAAUGGAUGACUACAUUCAAGCCCUGCGUUCAAAGGACGAGACUCCAGGAUCGAUGCUUGCUAUGACAGAGGAUGCCGAAGCUACUAUUCUGGAUAAAUACCGUAUGGAGAUUGAGCGUAAGGUUAGUGAGAAGGAACGACUGCGUCUAGCCGAGAAACAGCGUAAAGAACAACGUGCCCAGGAGCGAGAGAAAAUUCGAGAGGAAAAACUGCGUUUGGAGGCCAAGAAAAUGGAGGCAGCAUAUAAACAGCAACAACUUCAACAGCAGCAGCAGCAACAACAACAGCAACAGCAACCACAACCACAACAACAAAUGCAACAACCACAAAUACAGCAACAGACACAGACGCAAAUACCGAUAUCCGAACAACCAUUAACUCAAAAACAGCCAGAACUGGAAACUCAAAGAGAUAUUGAGACAACCCGCGACUACACGGAGGAAGUUACUAUGACCAACAGUCCACAAUCAACAGCUCUGCCGACCGUCGACGACGAAGCUGUGCAGCGUGCCGUUGAAGAAGUAGCUGCCGCUGUUGCCCAUCAGGAAGCGGAGCCGAAAAUGCAACAUGUACUUGCUCAUGACAUUGGACAUGGUGAACCUAGCUACUCGGUUCGACGGGAGAUCUAUGGUUCCAGCGGACAUGAAGGUAAGAACGUUUACUUCACGUUGGCAUUCGCCGGUAUCGCCCUGAUGGCCGCAGUGUUUGUUGGAGUUGCCGUGGCCAAGUGGAAAGCUUCGCGGUCGCCCCAUGCUCAAGGAUUUGUCGAAGUCGAUCAGGCCGUCGGACAACCAGUUACUCCCGAGGAGCGACACGUUGCCAACAUGCAGAUCAAUGGGUACGAAAACCCAACCUACAAGUACUUCGAAGUGAAGGAAUAAUUUAGGAAACCGUGAAGAUGCUCCUUGUUAUAGACAGUAGAACCAGAUGCCGCAGACGACUCGGUAUCGCAUUGAAUGAAAUUCGUUUUCAAUGGGCGCAGAUUGAUUAGCACUGCGAGAUCGUUGAGUAUCUGUAUGAACAAAAAAAAAUUGUUUGGAAUACAAUGGAUUACGUUAUUCUGUUUGAUCUCUGUAACUGAGAAUGCUACAAUGGAAGUAAAGUAAAUUAUAUCCAGCAAAAGCAAAAUAAAAGACAUUCCCUAAUGUUAGUUUUGACAUUAAUGCAACAAGUAGAAGUAAGUAAGAUCAGUAUUUUAUGUUCGGCAAAUUUGGUCCUUUGUAAGAAGUGAAGCAAAACUACCGUUAAAUAGUGUGAUUGUAAUUAUAAAUUUAUGAGUAUUUAUAGGAAUACGCUAAGGGAAAGUGGGAGAAAAUUAACUUCUUUACAGAAUGCCGCCGUUACCGAAAAAUAUAACCGCAUCACCUUUUCGAGAGAUCUAUUCAGCUACCGAACACUUACAUUAUACGCAAUACAUACGCUGUGAUGCCAAUGUACUUUUUUGUUUUGUUCAGGCACACCCCCCGUACACCGUAGUAGCAGACAAACGAGGAUUAGGGAAACAGUAGGUUUGUCACUUUGGGAACGCAUGCAACCGAUUUCUUUCGAACAUGUCAAGUAGUUGUGAGUUGUAAAAUCAGUCAAGGUAAAUCCCAAUAGUUGCACUCGCAAACCGUUACAACUUAUUUUGAGCAAUAAUUAUCUACUGUCUCUGGCACGAUUACGUCAUGCUUAUGGUAAAACUAUGCUCUAAGUGAAACCUGCUGUUGCCCUUCAGGGACACCUGACUGUGUUUAGACUCAAACUACGCAGAGGGUCCUCUCCAUCUCUCAACUCAUAGUUAGAUAGCUAAGUAGCUAAUUAGUUAUUAUUAUGAAGAAAGCAUGACAAAAAAAACAAAAAACAAUAACUGUAAGUAAUAUAGCUUUUUUGAUCAGUAACCGGAAAAAGUAAUAGAAAAACUAUCAAAAACAUAUAUUUUUUGUAACAAGCCUGCUAUACGCUUUGAAAUUUCAUAUUUAUAUAAUCUUAACAAUAAUAAAAGGUAAACUAUAUAUUUACAACAAUAGUAAGACACUCACUAUCACAUGCUUCAAGAAAAAAAACAAUAAUUUCGUGACUUUCUGAUAUUUUUUUCCAUCAGUCGAUAAAAUGUCAAAACUAAAAAUGCAGCAAAGCAAGCAAAAGUAACCACACUCAUAACACUAUAGAUGUCGUCCUCGAUGUGUAGACACCAGGUGUGCAGAAUUCAAACAUCGUAGCUCAUGAGAUGUGUGCGUGUACCAAUUAAAGAGCUUCUUCCGAACAACCUGUAGCGAGCAGUAGUAAUCUUUUUAAAACCACCAAACCAUGACAAAAAUCAAGAUAACAUCAAUCAUCAUGCAAACGCAGCAAAAUUGUGCAUCCUGAUAAUUCAAAUUCGUCCAUUUUUGUAGACUUUUGCGAGCGCGUAAAUAAAUGUAAGGAGAAACAAUCGAGAAUAAAAAUUCAUGUUAUCCCCAGUUGUCAGCAAAGAUCCCUUAACCGUCAGUCACUGUUGCCAGCUAUGCUUGUGAUGAUUUAAACGCUUGGCGCUCCCAUAAUCCUCCAGUUUCUGUGCUCAUUCUUAUUCGAUAAGAAAACACCCGGAACCAAUUAUUUCGUGAGAAUAUUCUUCGGAAAACGCAAUUCUCGACUUCAUUUAAUCUGAAACAGUAACUACGAUACAAUUUUCUUGCUGAUUGGGAAAGACAUAUAAUCUAUGUAAAAAUGAAUUUGAUAUUGCUAGAACACUAACAUUAACAAUAAUGACUUAAAAUAUUUAAAAACAGAAUAUAACUAGAUUAUAUAUCAUGUAAAAUUAUGUAACGAGAAUAUUUAUACAACACGUAUAAAUGUAAACAUUUACAGAAUAGUUUUACUAGGAGACUACAAACAACAAAGCAACACUGUAAAACACUUAGUUUAACCGAACACUGUUCUUUUACAUGACUUUUGUUAUUUUUUAAGUUAAAUAAAUACUCUACUUGAAGUUAAAGGAAAUCUAGUCUCAACUAUGAUGUUGAAUAAAAGUAAUAAAUCUACAUAAGCGUGCAGGAUUAUUAUGCUAACACUAUUGAAAGUUAAAGCCGAACAAAUGGCAGGAGAAAGUUUAUCACCAAAAGCGCUUAGUUUGACACGAUUGCUAUCCACUACUACUCAAGUAAAGGCAACAAUUAUAUCAGCAAAAACGUACACGCUAAAUCAAAAUGUAACCGCUCGUUUUCCAUUAGUUCAUUUUCUCAAAACAAAAUAUUACUCGAACUAUUAUAUAUAUAAAAAAACAACUUUUUUAAUACCAACAACAACAAUCCAGAUAAAACACUAAAUGAUCUAAGACAAACAAAUGCAGAAAACAGAUACUUAACUGUCAGUAAUAGCAACCAUUUACACACAUUUGAGGAAAAAAUGACGAAACUUUUUGUGUGCAACAUUUAGAGAAAGCAAGUGAAGAAAAAUUAAACAAUUUGUAUUAUUAAUGAGAUACCAGAGGAAACACAAUUAAUUGUUACUCGUAUGUGUAAUGAUUAAUUAGUAGAUGAAUACGUCUCUUUUUUCAUCAUCAACAACAACAACAAAAAUAACACCGUAGCAUAGAACGUGUCCAACAUACUCAACCAGACCGAAAUGAACGUCAGUCAGGAAAAUACAGGACACGACGCAGUUAACACAAUGCUUCUGGAAAUUCCUUUCAUCGAGCAAAACAAAUCCAGUAAAAACUCAUCUAUAACCAGCACAAUAAUUUACACCUUUCUUGGUUUAUUCAACAGCUAUUUUAGUCAUUGAUUAUAAAUACCAACCCAAUAUUUGAAACUCGACGAAAGAAUGCUUCGGGAACUCGUGCUAAACUUGCGCUUUGUUGAUUGACUAGUUCAAGUGUUGCGCUGAAAUCAAUCGUUUUCUAAACCUAAACACACGAUGAUCAUGAAACCGAUAUAUAAAGCCGAACAGAGAAAUACAGCAAACAGAGUACAGAUACUAAAUCCAAAACCAAACAAGCAAACACUUCUUCUGUCUACACAAAGAAAACGUCCUCAAAUAACUGUUUGUAGAAAGUGAAGAUAGCACCGAGAGGAAGCAAAUUGAAAGUUUAGUCGAAUCCGCUCUGUAAACAAGCAAAACUAAUAAUUUGAAGGAGGAUAAUAAAGUAUAAGAUAACAAUA